Molecule: messenger RNA, 1731 nt
Organism: Penicillium malachiteum
Lineage: Eukaryota; Fungi; Ascomycota; Eurotiomycetes; Eurotiales; Aspergillaceae
Product: CoA-transferase family III
Exons: 2
Coding region: 1-1731 (576 amino acids)
Molecular function (GO): catalytic activity
Source: RefSeq, a predicted model, not a curated record
AUGAGUCUCCACCAAACCAUCCCUGGAACCGACAUCUAUGGUCCAGGUACUUUCAUUGACAAAGAGGUCCUCCCAGUACCUGAAGAUGCCCGUCGGGUAUUCGAUAUCCUCGCAUCCCGCACUCCAGGCUUCACAAAGGACAAGGCAUUAUGGGACACAGUGAGAUUUGAGGGACAACCAACCCCCAUGAUUCCAGGCCCAAUUAAAGCUCCUGUGGUAUCAGCAGUCCUUCACGCAAUGACAGGCCUGGUAGGCAACGAGAUCCUCGAGCUCCGCGAUGGGAGAAAAGCGACCGAGAACAAAGUGACCGUGAACACAGAUCAUGCGGGAUUCUGGAUUGGUUCCAUCUUCACUUCAUAUCUUGAUGGAGAAGACCUGACAUCUCUAUUCCGAACUGGAAAGCUGAGUUCACUCUUUACGCGAGACAUGCAGAAUGGCUUUGGGAAAGGAAUUGCGUCUCGCACCACGGCUAUAUACCAGACCAAAGAUCCGAAAGUUUGGUACCAGCUUCAUGGCUCGCUCGAUGCGAAUAAAACGCUGGAUUCAAUGGGUAUUGAUCGCAAUAUGUCGUUUAAAACUCAGGAUGAAUACUAUGAUUAUAUCCAAGAACACGUUCGUCAGUGGAGUCCUGAUGAGCUUGAGAUGCAUAAUGUGCGUCAUGGUCUUUGCGGGAGUAUCUGUUAUACCCCUGAAGCGUGGAAUAAGACAGAAUUUGGGAAGAGACUGGCGAAGCAUCCACUUGUGAAUGUUUCCGAGGAGACUUAUGCGAAAUCUACUCCUCCGAUCCCAUUCCCGCUGAACCAAUCUGAUCGACGACCGCUGGCCGGUAUCAAGGUUCUUGAAAUGGUGCGGAUUAUCGCUGGUCCGCAGUUGGGAGUUACUCUUGCUUCAUAUGGCGCUGAUGUGAUUCGAGUGAAUUGUAGUCGACUAACAGACCUGAAUGUAUUGCAAAUGACUCUCAAUGCGGGAAAGCGAACCAUUGACCUGGAUAUUACAAAGGAAGAAGACAUGGCUCGUCUACACGAACUGAUUGAGGACGUCGAUGUUUUUAUCCAAGGGUUCAGACUAGGAUCCCUCGCUCGCAGGGGUCUUGGAUUGCAUGAUCUCCUCAAACUAGCAGGAAAUCGAAACAAGGGUAUAGUCUAUGUCGAUGAAAACUGCUACGGACCAGAUGGACCGUUCGCAGAGCGUCCUGGCUGGCAGCAAAUUGGGGACGCCGCAUCAGGGAGCUCAUAUAUCAUGGGCCAAUCUCAGGGCUAUCAGAAAGGGAAAAGUGUGCUACCGCCUCUUCCUGUCUCUGAUAUGCUGACUGGCAUUAUUGGGGCUCUGGGCGUGAUGAUCGCACUCAGAGAUCGGGCCAUAAAGGGUGGAUCGUAUCAUAUCACGAGCUCCCUGGUGGCUGCAGACGCCUUUGCGCUGGAACAGGAUGUGGGUUUGUAUCCACCUGAGACUGUCCAGGCUAUCAAUAAUCAGUUUCGCUUUGCGCCGAUCACCCCAGACCUUUACGUGACAGAGGUUCUGAGGUUGGUUAUUGAUGGGUGGAAACAAGGAUUGCCAGGAUAUCUGGAUGAGGACUCGAAAUUUAUGAUGAAAUUCGAUGGCAAGGGUUGUUGGGGACAUCAAUCAAUUCUAAAGCCGGUUGCAAGGCUUGGGGAUGAUGAAACGACUCCGACGUGGACCACUCCACCAGUGCCGAACUGCCACCACGACAGGGGAAUUUCGUGGCUUUAA